Molecule: messenger RNA, 1346 nt
Organism: Cornus florida
Lineage: Eukaryota; Viridiplantae; Streptophyta; Magnoliopsida; Cornales; Cornaceae
Exons: 8
Coding region: 328-1245 (305 amino acids)
Biological process (GO): rRNA base methylation
Cellular component (GO): small-subunit processome; nucleolus
Molecular function (GO): rRNA binding; rRNA (pseudouridine) methyltransferase activity
Source: RefSeq, a predicted model, not a curated record
AGGCCCAAACACAAAAUUGAGCAGCCAAAUUUGUCGGUUAUAGGUGCAAACAAAUCAGUGGAACUGGUGAACCCGACCCAUCAGAACUCUUCCCUCAUCUCUCUAACUCUCAGUUCACCCUCAGCCGCCGGCGUCCGUCAACCAUCAACCACCAGGACUCAACUUUCCUUCGCCGCUCUAUUCGCGAUCUCUCUUACAGCUAUUUCAGGCGAGUCGACAAUCACACCUUCUCUAUCCUUCUUGAAUUUCUGCUGGUUGAGUCCCAUUUAAAGUUAGAAGGUCUUUUCUCCUUCUCUUGUGAUUGAUCCUUAUAGAAGUGAAACGAGAAUGGUACGGCCUUAUGGAAAAAAAGGUCAUAAGCGAAAGAGAGAGAAGUAUGAUAAAGAAGAGAUAGAACAAUUAGUUGAGAAGGACACUGCAGGAACAACUGAAAAAUCAAAGACAGCAGGUGCCAUUCAGGACGAGGAGAAAGCAGAUGAAGUCGUACAUGAGCUUGCAGGUAUUCCAAUUGUCCCAUGCGAUCAGAACACCAAGACAGGGGUUAUUUUCAUUCUCGAGAAGGCUUCUUUGGAAGUUGCAAAAGUUGGAAAGAGUUACCAGCUUUUGAACUCGGAUGAUCAUGCUAAUUUCCUGAGAAGAAAUAACCGGAAUCCUGCUGAUUACAGGCCUGACAUUGCUCAUCAGGCUAUCCUGACAAUUUUAGAUAGCCCAGUAAAUAAAUCUGGGAGGCUACGAGCUUUGUAUGUGAGAACAGAUAAAGAUGUUCUUUUUGAAGUUAAGCCUCAUGUUCGUAUUCCACGGACAUAUAAGAGGUUUUCUGGAAUCAUGUUGCAGCUGCUACAAAAACUUAGUAUAACUGCUGUUGGUAAGCGUGAAAAGCUUUUACGCGUGAUCAAGAAACCUGUAACCCAAUAUCUACCCAUCAACUCUAGGAAAAUAGGCUUCUCACAUAGUUCAGAGAAGUUGGUUGAUAUGAGGGAUUAUGUAGCUGCUGUUAAUGAUGAUGUGAACCUCGUUUUUGUGGUUGGUGCGAUGGCCCAUGGGAAAAUUGAUAAGGAAUAUGUAGACGACUUUAUAUCAAAAUCCAAUGAAAGAGCUGAGGGGGAGCAACCAAAGUGCAUGUGGAGUGCUAAAGUGUACAAGAUAGCAUGCUGCUUUGUUCCUCAUCCUCCAAAUGCAUCAGAACAUGCUAAGAGGAACCAUACCCCAAAUAGGCUGCACUAUCACAUGGUUAUAUCCCUAUAACCAGCUAGCAAAUGUAUCACUAAACAAUCUGGAAACACUGGAUGCAACGGAAAAAAGAGAUUUACCAUAAGUCCCUCAAACCGGACAGUUCAAUAAAAGAU